UGCUCCUCAAAGUAGUAGUCUUCCUUUAAAUAAGGUGUUUAGCUAGAGCUAGAUUUUAUCAUCUUGAGAAAAGAGGGAGGAGUUCUUCCAUCAUGGUGCAGAUAACAAAGCUGAAGGUUAUUAUUAACUGCCUAAAAUGCAAGCAAGAGCUCCUCCAAGCUGUGUCUCCACUGCAAGGUGUUGACAAAGUAGAAGUUGAUGAAGCAAAGGGAACUUUGACAGUUACAGGCAACGCAGACCCAUAUGAAAUAAUUCUCCGUACAAAAAAAACAGGGAAAUAUGUUGACGUGGUUAGCAUCGGACCUCCACCUGCUCCCCCAAAGCAGGAUAAAGAUCAGAAGAAGCCUGCAGCCGAUAAAGAUCAGAAGAAGCCCGACGACCAGAAGCCUGUAGUUCAGUACAUACCCAUGAUGCCCUAUUGCUAUACGCCCCACCACAACUGUCCUGUCUGUGACCCAACGUCGACUGUUUUCUAUGACGGCCGGUGGGAGGAUCCUAAUCCAUCAUGCUCCAUACAAUGACAAAUUCAAUGUCAUUAAUGAGUGAAAAUAAAGAAGGGAAAUAUAUAUAUUUA
This is a messenger RNA of Juglans regia (Persian walnut), 574 nucleotides long. Its product is annotated as heavy metal-associated isoprenylated plant protein 43-like. Bases 93 to 521 code for a protein of 142 amino acids. The transcript has 2 exons. The record is from RefSeq and is a predicted model, not a curated record. Gene Ontology annotation, molecular function: metal ion binding. Lineage: Eukaryota; Viridiplantae; Streptophyta; Magnoliopsida; Fagales; Juglandaceae.